GGCUCCCAAAUCUCCGAAAAUCUCUCCCUUCUUUGCUAUAAUCCUCUCUCUUUCUCUCUGUCUCUCUCCUCUGUUUCUAAUGUCUCAACACACUCUGUAUCUUCUCUUCAUAGCUAUACUCCUCCUCCUGAGCCCAGCAACACCGAUUGAGUUCGUCUACAACACGGAUUUCAACUCCACGAACCUACUCACCUAUGGCAGUGCCACAAUCCAAUCUUCAAUCCUCGCUCUCACAAAUGACACCACCAUGACGAUAGGGCGUGCUUUAUACCCUUUAAAGAUUCCUACAAAGCAACCGGAUUCGUCAACACCGAUUCCAUUCUCCACCUCCUUUAUUUUCUCCAUUGCUCCUUAUAAGAAUCUCCUCCGCGGCCAUGGGUUCGCCUUUGUAGUCGUGCCUUCUACGGGCAUAUCAGGAGUAACCACAGGUCAGUUUCUUGGCCUUUUCAACUUGACCAAUAAUGGAAAUUCCAGUAACCAUGUUUUUGCUGUUGAGUUCGAUCUUUUCAAGAACGAAGAGUACAACGACACAGACGCUAACCAUGUGGGUGUUGAUGAGAAUUCUCUUACAUCUUCUGCAUCACAUACAGCUGGGUUUUGGACAGGUGAAAAUGAUAGUCAGUUCAAGGAAUUGACGCUAAACAAUGGAGUGAACUAUCAAGUUUGGAUUGAUUGUGAGGAUUCAAGAAUCAAUGUCACCAUGGCCAAGGCAGGGGAUAUAAGGCCUGCAAGGCCUUUGAUAAGUACUUUUCUCAAUCUCUCUGGGAUUUUUCUAGAUGAAAUGUAUGUGGGAUUUUCUGGGGCGACAGGACAGUUGGUUCAAAGUCACAAGAUAUUAGCUUGGAGUUUCAGUAAUUCCAAUUUCUCAAUUGGGGAUGCUCUGGUUACCAUGAAUUUGCCUUCCUUUGUGCUUCCAAAGGAAUCGGUUUUUCGAUCAAAAGGAUUCAUAGUUGGUGUUAGCUUAGGUUGUUUGUUCUGUAUUGGAAGUAUUGGAUCAGUAUAUCUGCUCAUACUCAGAAGGAGAGAAAUGAAAAGGAAGCAAAAAGAAGACAUAGAGGAUUGGGAAUUGGAAUAUUGGCCUCACCGGAUUGAUUCUCAAGAGAUAUAUGCAGCAACAAAGGGGUUCUCAGAAGAAAAUGUGAUUGGAAUUGGAGGCAAUGGCAAGGUCUAUAAAGGGGUAAUGACAGGAGAAAUAGAAGUAGCAGUGAAGAGAAUUCCUCUUCAAGAAGAAGGCAGUGUCCGGACGUUUUUGCCAGAGAUUUCCAUCUUAGGAAGAUUGAAGCAUCGGAACUUGGUGGGUAUUCGUGGAUGGUGUAAAAGAGAUAAAGGAAGCUUGGCUUUGGUGUAUGAUUACAUGGAAAAUGGUAGUUUAGACAAGAGAAUUUUUGGGUCUGAUGAGAGUUCAACGUUGAGUUGGAAUGAAAGAAUCAAAGUUCUGAAAGAUGUUGCUUCUGGUCUUCUCUAUUUACAUCAAGGCUGGCAAGCGGUAGUCUUGCACAGAGACAUUAAAGCCAGCAACGUCUUGCUUGACAAAGACAUGAAUGCAAGGUUGGGCGAUUUCGGUUUGGCUCGUCUGCUUGAUCUCGAUCAAUCAACUACCUCCACAAGAGUGAUUGGGACAGUAGGUUACAUGGCGCCGGAGAUGGUUAGGACCGGACGUGCCUCGGCUAAGACUGAUGUCUUUGGUUUUGGUGUAUUAGUCCUAGAGGUAGUAUGUGGUCGGAGACCGAUUGAAGACGGUAAACCGAGCUUAAUCGACUGGUUAUGGAGGUUAAUGGAAAGAGGAGAACUAGUCUCUGCAUUGGAUGAUAGGAUAAAAGGUAAGGGUGGAUAUAGUGAACAGGAAGUAGAGAGGGUGUUGGGUUUGGGGUUGCUGUGCUCUCAUUGGGACACUAAUUUGAGGCCAAAAAUGAGGCAGGUUGUGAAGAUUUUGGAAGGGCCAAGUGAAGGGAUUGAUCUUGAAAGUGAAGGAAUGGAGGUCAAUUUGCUUGAUAGAAUGAGGACAAGUUCAAUAAUGGUGUCUAGGCACCCAACAUUUGAUGAAUUUGGGAGGCUUAUCUCCUCUUCUGGGUCGCUCACUAUUUCUGAUCUUAUGGAAGGUCGUUGAAACUUGAAAAUCUUCUUUUGUCAAUAUUGAUUGUUCGCAUUAUAUGAUGAUGGUGUAGAGAAAAUAAUUGCUUUCAUAUUUUUUGGAUUUGAUGAUAAAAAAUGGUAAGGAUCUCAAUUUUUUUUGUCCAAUAAUUCAUAUAAAAUCAUGGGUCCCACAUGUUUCUUAUGAUUCAUAAGAAAUCGUGUGUACCAUCUUAGAAUUCAGAAUAAUUUGGACAAAAAAUGUUGGGAUCCAUAAAACUGUUGUUUGAUCAUGGCGAGUUUGAUUGAGGUUCCUAGUGA
This is a messenger RNA of Tripterygium wilfordii, 2391 nucleotides long. Its product is annotated as probable L-type lectin-domain containing receptor kinase VII.2. Gene Ontology annotation, cellular component: plasma membrane. NCBI's taxonomy places the organism in Eukaryota, Viridiplantae, Streptophyta, Magnoliopsida, Celastrales, Celastraceae. Bases 80 to 2107 code for a protein of 675 amino acids. Gene Ontology annotation, molecular function: ATP binding; protein kinase activity; carbohydrate binding. The record is from RefSeq and is a predicted model, not a curated record. Gene Ontology annotation, biological process: protein phosphorylation. The transcript has a single exon.